AUGGAAGGCAACCCCGCGGAGCACGAUGAGAUUGUGUCUCAGUUCUGUGCUAUGACUGGAACUCAACCUUCUGAGGCCCAGGAAUAUCUUGCUGCCAGUGGGUAUGACAUUGAAGCUGCUGUGACGGAGUUCUUUACAGAGCAAGAUGAGGCCAUGCAGGACACACAUGCCGGUGAUGAGGGACAGGCGGAUACUACGAGCGCCGCUGGAGCUCCUUCUGGAGGCCGCACCCUUGGAGGAGAUGCGGUACCUGCUUCAUCUUCCGCGGCGCCUGAAGCUUCCUCUUCCGCUCGAGGAGCUGCGCCGAGAAAGAAGUUUGCGACUCUAGGUGACUUUUCUCAGGGAGGUGCCGGGGGAGGCGACUCUUCUGAUGGUGAUGACAGCGAUGAUCACGAUUUCUUCACGGGUGGUGAGAAAUCCGGACUGGCUGUACAGAACCCGGAUGAUCUGAAGCGGAAGAUCCUCGAAAAAGCCCGCAGAGCUCAACCUCCUCCCUCUGAAGACCCAGAGCCCCGACCUUCACAUUUCACCGGAACUGCCCGCACCCUUGGCGGCGACGAGGCGCCCAGUCGUGUCAUCGAAAACCCCUCUGCCCCUACCCCACAGCGCGCCCAACGUGUACAACGGGUCCUUCACUUUUGGGCUGAUGGAUUCUCGGUGGACGACGGUGAACUGUUCCGCUCGGACGACCCGCGGAAUGCGGAUAUCCUCGACGGGAUCCGCCAAGGCCGUGCGCCUCUUUCCAUUAUGAAUGUACAGCCUGGCCAGGAGGUUGACGUCGAGCUGAAACAACACGAGGAGAAGUACACCAAGCCCAAGAUCCAGUAUAAGCCGUUCUCGGGGUCUGGACAGCGUCUUGGAAGUCCGACGCCUGGUGUCAGAAGCGAGGCCCCUACACCUUCAUCGUCCACAUCUGCGCCCUCCGCGGAAGAAGCAGCCAAACCCACCGUGGAUGAGUCGCAGCCUACAGUUACCCUACAGAUUCGCCUGGGAGACGGUACACGAUUGACGUCUCGCUUCAACACCACGGCUACUAUUGGCGACGUCUACUCUUUUGUCACUGCUGCCUCUCCCGGUUCCUCAGCCCGCGCGUGGGUUUUGAUGACCACUUUCCCCAGCACAGAACUUAAGGAUAAGGCAGCUGUCCUUGGCGACUUGCCUGACUUCAAGCGUGGAGGUGUUGUGGUUCAGAAAUGGCAGUGA
This is a messenger RNA of Penicillium brevicompactum, 1203 nucleotides long. RefSeq names its product protein phosphatase regulator SHP1. The transcript is spliced from 3 exons. Gene Ontology annotation, molecular function: ubiquitin binding. Gene Ontology annotation, cellular component: cytosol; nucleus. NCBI's taxonomy places the organism in Eukaryota, Fungi, Ascomycota, Eurotiomycetes, Eurotiales, Aspergillaceae. The record is from RefSeq and is a predicted model, not a curated record. Bases 1 to 1203 code for a protein of 400 amino acids. Gene Ontology annotation, biological process: nuclear membrane reassembly; proteasome-mediated ubiquitin-dependent protein catabolic process; Golgi organization.